AUGGCCUACGACUAUGCCCUGGUCCAUCUCAAAUUCACAGUUCCCCUGGCCACGGCGCUCAGUGUUAUAUCGUACCCUAUACUCACCCGGCGCCACUGGUACCAGACUUCCAUCCUCGUACUCAUAGCCGUCUUAGCCACCAUCCCUUGGGACAGUUAUCUCAUCCGGCACAAUGUCUGGACCUACCCGCCAAAUGUUGUUGUCGGGCCGACGUUGCUCUCGAUCCCGGCCGAGGAGCUCUUCUUCUUCGUCAUCCAGACUUACAUCACGUCGCUGCUGUACCACGUGUUGAACAAGCCCUUACUUCACGCUGAGUACCUUGACUCCAAGUCGCAGGUCGCGAGGGUGGUGCACAGGGCGGUCCAGGCUGCAAUCUCCAGCCUCACGCUGCUGGGGCUCUGGCUGAUAUCAAAUGGUGGGCCUGGCACAUAUCUGGGCCUCAUAUUGAUAUGGGCAGGUCCCUUCGCCCUUCUGACAUGGACUCUGGGCGGGCUGUUCAUGGCCCGUCUCCCCUGGACCAGCGUCGCCCUACCAAUCGCUCUCCCGACCUUGUACCUCUGGAUCGUGGAUGAGCUCGCGCUCCGUCGAGGCACGUGGGCAAUUGAAUCUGGAACCAAGCUUGGCGUGACGGUCUGGGGCAGUCUGGAGGUGGAGGAGGCAAUCUUCUUCGCCGCAACCAAUUUCCUCAUUGUCUUUGGGCUGGGUGCCUUUGACAAUGCCCUGGCAGUCAUCGACGCUUUCCCAGACGUGUUCGAAUCCGCACCCGAAUGCCCCACACCUACCAUGCUCAUCAAAGCCUUGUUUAUUUCCUGGCCUGUGGAGCGCAAGGACCGCAUACGCGGGAUCCAGGAGGCGGUGGAGAGGCUUUGUCGGAAGAGCAGGAGUUUCUACCUGGCGAGCUCGACCUUUGCUGGCCGCUUGAGAAUCGACUUGGUCUUGCUAUACUCAUAUUGCCGCAUGGCAGACGACCUGGUUGAUGAGCCCCCUGAGGGUUUGGAUACCUCGACCUGGAUUAGCAAGCUAACCAAACACUUGGACCUAGUAUAUAAACCGAGAAAGGACACCACUCCAGCAAAACACGCAGUUAUGGUGACGGAAUACAUCGCCAACGAGUUUCCACCCUCAGCGAGAUCUGCUCUCGCGCUGCUCCCAGCGUCACUAAUGCCUUUUGAGCCAUUGUAUCUACUGCUUGAGGGUUUCAGAACCGAUUCGAAUUUUCAGUCCACCGGAAAGCGUAACUCUUUCCCAAUCGCGACAGAGCACGACCUUCACGGAUACGGGCGUCAGGUAGCUGGCACGGUAGGAGAGCUGUGUCUCGCCCUCAUUUCGCACCACAGCCGUGAACCCAUCGAUCCAGCCCACCGGGAGGCUGUAGCCACCGCCGCCCGACGGAUGGGCAUCGCUCUCCAGUUUGUUAAUAUCGCUAGAGACAUCGCGGUCGACGCUGCCCUAGGAAGGGUUUAUUUACCAACUUCCUGGCUAGCAGAAGAAGGUCUGAGCCCGGAGAAGGUCAUAGAGACCAUCACAAAGUCUCCUACAGCGAAAGGCGAACCAUGGGCCAAAGGCAAUAGCAGUAGACUGCAGGGUCUAGGGCGUCUGCGGGGAAUGUUGCUGGAGAGGGCUUUCGCGAUAUAUGCCGAGUCGAAGCCAGCUAUGGACUGGCUGCCCGACGAAUCGAGACGGCCGAUGAUGGUCGCGGUCGAGAGUUACAUGGAGAUCGGGAGGGUCCUGCUCGAGAAGGGGGAUGGCCCGGAAUCGUUUGGGGUUGUGAGAGGCAGGCCCACGCGUGCGACCGUGCCGAAAUUGAGGAGGAUGAGGGUAGCAUUGAGAGCGUUGUUGGAUGCAUAA
Molecule: messenger RNA, 1848 nt
Organism: Diaporthe citri
Lineage: Eukaryota; Fungi; Ascomycota; Sordariomycetes; Diaporthales; Diaporthaceae
Exons: 3
Coding region: 1-1848 (615 amino acids)
Biological process (GO): biosynthetic process
Molecular function (GO): geranylgeranyl diphosphate synthase activity; intramolecular lyase activity
Source: RefSeq, a predicted model, not a curated record